Molecule: messenger RNA, 366 nt
Organism: Colletotrichum gloeosporioides
Lineage: Eukaryota; Fungi; Ascomycota; Sordariomycetes; Glomerellales; Glomerellaceae
Product: Protein transport protein YOS1
Exons: 3
Coding region: 1-366 (121 amino acids)
Biological process (GO): endoplasmic reticulum to Golgi vesicle-mediated transport
Cellular component (GO): endoplasmic reticulum membrane; Golgi membrane; COPII-coated ER to Golgi transport vesicle
Source: RefSeq, a predicted model, not a curated record
AUGUAUAUCCUAGGAAACUUUCUCUACAUCGCUGUCCUCCUCAUCAACGCCAUCGCCGUCCUCUCCGAAGACCGCUUCCUCGCGCGCAGUACGGCCUUCCUCGUUCCCCCCUCCGUCUACCCUCCUUGGAUCAACCUGUCCCCCUCGUCCUACGACCCAGCCUUCGGUCAGAGCACCGAUGCGAGUGUUAAGGCCAAGAUCAUCAACCUGAUUGCCAGCGUGCGGACGCUUAUGAGAAGUACGUAUACCAUACCCGCCAGACUGAUUGGGAGCUUCGGGAGGCGAGAUGCUGACGUCCCCCACUUUGCAGUACCGUUAAUAGCGAUCAACACCCUCAUCAUUUUCUACGAGCUCAUCCUCGGAUAG